AUGCCACCAAUGGGGUGCGUCAGCAGCAGGGGGAUGGAAGGCCCGGACCUCGAUAGUUCCGAAUACGACAGCAGCACCAUCUCCCGAACCACGUCGCAGUCCUCCCGAGCCACCGCGCAGUCGCCGAGCCUCCAGGCUCGGCGGUCGGGAACAGCUCUGUCCAGAGGAGGAGCGAUGGGACAGAUGACAGGAUCGCCGCCAGUUAAGGACCUGCUGGACGUGUUCAUCGACGAGGUGGAGAGUUCGCACAAGCGAAAGUCCAAGGGCAAGACGCACAGACACAAGGGGUCAGCGGGAGAAGCUGGGGCGGCGGGGGAAAUUGAGGCAGGGGGAGAGGCUGGGGCAGCGGGGGAGACUGGAGCAACGGCGGGGGUUGAAGCGGCCGGGGGGGUUGGGGCAGAAAGAACGUCUGAGGUCGCACGAGUAAGGGCAGCAGAUAUUGGGGCGGUGAGGGGUGAGGCGUUGAAGGGAGCAGCAACAGGAGCUUCGCAGGGCGAGGAAGAGGGGCGAGCAGCAGAAGGGCGGAUGGGAGAUGGGCAGGAGGACGGGAUGGGGCCCAGAGAGAAGGGUGGCGAUAUGAAGAGCUUAUUUGAUGAGUGCUCAAUUUUAGCACCAUCUAUAGCAGCAGCAACAGCAACAGUAACAGCAGCUCUGGACUCGUCUUCCUCAGCUGCAGAGACAGAAAUACCAAAUGAGCCAGCUUGCAAGCUGGCAAGACAAGCUGACACCACGUCAGGUCUUCACCCGGAGAGCUCAAGCACAAACGGUCCGCCCCCCCCUGUCCGCAGCGACCCUGCUACAGCCUGCUCAUCGCGUUCACUGCAUCUAGACUAUCCCAAGGGCGGCUCGGGGAAGGCUGACAAUCCUGAGGCUGGUUCAGGGGAGGCUGAACAGGAUACAGGGGAAUCAGCAAGCUUAGGUUCGGAAUUUACGGACCAGGCAGGGAGCUUCGGUGGUGUGGUUCGGGCCAACCCUGGUGAGGCUGAAGCAGGAGCGGGUUUCAAGGGGGAUGAUGGGAGGACAGGUUCGGAGAGAGACGGACCUGUCGUCCGAACCUGGGAGUUAGACCCGGAGCGCCGAGCCAAGAGCUGGAGAAGAAACGUGGAAGCACAGUCCUUUAGGGGUGAAAAGAAGAGAAGGGGUUUGGACUCGCAGGUAACAACAGCUCCAGAAGCAGCAGGUGUGGGCGAUGGGGGGAGCGAAGAGAGCGAGAAUGCAGGGGAUGAAGCUGUAAGCAGGGGAUCAACGGUUGUGAUUGACUCUGGUGCAGAGGCAGCUAAUGAGGAGCGUCAGAUGGAGCGGAGUGUACGUGCUGCUGCUAAUGCAGAUGGAGGGGAGGGCGGAGGAGAGGGUAGAAGGGAGGGCGGAGGCAUUUGCGUGCAUUCUGAGGUUCCUCUGAAUGCUUCUGAUGGGGGUGAGGGUGGUGGCGGCACUUAUCUGUUUGCAAUGAAGCUGCGGCGAGUGAGGAGCUCGGGAGACAUCACAAUAGGGGAUGUUUCUAAAGGGGAUGGUGUUUCUCACAGGGGUGCUUCUACAGGGGAUGCUACUAACCGGGUUGUUAUCAACAGCGACGCUGCACCUGGGAGAGCUGCUGGGGCGAAGGGCAGACAAGGCGAGAAAGGGAGUCUGUUGGGUGUGAUGGAGCAUGGGAGCGAUGGUGCUGUGGCGUGUAGCGAUGGUGCUGUGAUGCAGAGGGAUGGAGCUGACCGUGCUGCUAUGGUGCAGAGGAAGCGGGUGCUGGGAAGGGAGCAGCUAGCAGAGGAAGGGGAUGAGGGUGAGGGGGCCCAGAGCGGCGCAGGGCAGAGGGGGGGGAGGGAGGGUGGUUGUGAGCCCAAGGAGAACGGUGGUGGUGGUGGGAAUGGUGAUGAUGGGGAUGUGAUGCUUCCUGGAAGCUUCUUGUGCUUCGCCAGGAGAGCCAGAGAGGUGGAAGCGACCAGCAGUUACAAUGUUCAGUCUGUCGCAAAAUUCAGUGCAGGGUGGGGGGGGAAUGCUUCCGAAGCUACCACUGCUGCUGCUGCUGCUGCUGCUGCUGCUGCUGCUGCAGGUGGUGGUGGUGCUGGUGCAAGGUCAACAGGAAAGCAUUCCCGCAAGACGUUAUCCUCUUCAAAGCCAUCCUCGUUAAGAGCGCCUCCACUGAAAGCCGCUUCUCUUGAACCACGUUCUCCGAAAUCAUUUCUACCAACACCCUUCUCAUUAGAAACCCAUCCACCUAAGGCACACUCGUUACGAGCUCCCCCCACGCUCUCCCUCCCCCCUGCUUCCCCCACUUCCCCAUCUCUCCCUCCCACAUCCCCCUCAGGUCGAUUCACCUCCCUCCCCCCAGCAUCACCCAGAUCCCCCUCUCUUCCCCCCACAUCCCUCUCAGGUACCUCCGCCACCCUCCCCCCAGCCUCCCCCAGGUCCCCUUCCCUCCGCCCCUUAUCCCCCUCAGGUCUCUCCGCCACCCUCCCCCCAACCUCCCCUCGAUCCCCUUCCCUCCCCCGCCCACUAGCUUCCUCUCCCCAGGCCUCACCAGCUAAAAGGGGCGUGUCUGUUUUCCUGCCCUCAGCCCCAGUCCCAACCUCCCCCAAGCCUACCUACCCCAAGCCCGCCUCCCCCAAGCCUAUCUCCCCCAAGCCCGCCUCCCCCAAGCCCACCUCCCCCAAGCCCGCCUCCCCCAAGCCUACCUCCCCCAAGCCCACCUCCCCCAAGCUCACGUUCCCCAAGCCUGCUCCCACUAGUGCCCCCUCAGCUCUUAAAGAACCUGAAAACUCACAUGCUGCCCCUGUUGCCUCCUCUGCUGCUGCUGCCUCUGUUGCUACCUCCUCUGCUGCUGCUGCCACUCGUGCAGCCACUGGUGGUUCUCAGCAGCAAGAAGCAGACGAGGACGCUCUUCUCCUCUCUUUUGAAGCACCUCAAAACCCACCUGCUGCCCCUGCUGCCUCCUCUGCUGCUGCCUCUGCUGCAGCCACUGGUGAUUCUCAGCAGCAAGGAGUAGACGAGGACGCCCUUCUCUUGUCUCGACUCGGAUCCCCUCGCAUCGUGCUUCCCAAUCGCAUACAGUCACACUCGUUUAAGUGCAUAAGUAGCACCAACAAAGCCACCCAAUUAAUGGCACGAUCGCGCAGCGAUCCUGACGCUCCAUCCGCAUCUCUGCUCGAUCCAACGGCUGACGUAGUCCCUCCUCCCCACUUCCCCACACUUCCCCAUCUUUUCACCCCUCCUCGCCUCGCCACUCCCCCCCGCCCACGCUCUCGGGGGGGCUACAGUAAACUGCAGGUAGAUCUGGCAAUCGUCACCACUGUAGCGGAUUUUAUUGGAUUUGAUUUGUUUGGGGAUGGGGAGGAGGGGGAAGGUGCGUCUGGGGCAGGUGGGAUGAAUCCGUGGGGCAUGGUUGCUGCUGUGGGGGGGUCGCUUUGGCCUAUUGAUCCUUUGAGUCAAGAAACGGAAGGAGAAGGCAGAGAGGGCUUUGGAGGAAGAGGAGGCGGAGGAGAGAGAGGAGGAGGGGAAGGAGGGGAAGGAGACGUAAAGGGAGAGAGUGAGGGUGAAGGUGGGGAUAGGUGUGUGAAGGCAGGUGGAGAGGGAGGGGGAAGCAGAGGGCAGGCUGAAGUGCUUACGGUGGUUCACUCUACGGAGAGUGACUAUAUGGAGGGGGAAGAGGCAGCACGAAUUGGUAACGUACAAUUGAAUGCAGCAGAGGUGCUUGUGGUUGACUCAGCGGCGAGUGACUGUAUGGAGGGGGAAGAGGCGGCACAGGAGGAGGUGCUAAAUGGUGCAGCAGCUGUACAAGAGAUGUGUGGGGAGGAUGUGACUGCAGAGAAUGUGAAUGUAAAGAAUGUAACUGAUGAGGAUGUGUCUGGUGACGAUGUGAUUAAAAAGGGGGUGGGCAACGAGAAGGUGCAUAUAAGGGAGGUGAUUAUAGCAGCCACGGAACUGUGGAGAGAUGUGAUAGAGCACAGGGAGGAUGUGGGGCGGGCUGUUGAGAGGGCUCUGGUGGAUAGGGUUACCACACGGCGUGAGGUGACUGUAACGGAUGUGAUUGUAGGCAAGGCUGGGAUUUGGAGAGAGGAGGGAGCGGAGGGAGAGGAAGGGGACAUGGCUGCUGAUGUGGCUGCUGAUGUGGACACGGACGAUGAGGUGCUGAGCUUGCAGGAGGUGUGCAAGCAGGGGGGGGUGAUUGUAACGAAGGCGAAGGACAAGGAAGAGGAUGGGGAGGAGGAAGAAGAUGAGGAGGAAGAAGAUGAGGAGGAAGAGGAUGAGGAGCUGGAAGGAGGGGGCGACGACCAGGGGGAGGAGGAGGAGGAAGAAGAGGGGGAGGAGGAGAGGCAGAGCCAAGCAAAGCUGUGGGAUCGAAGUGGGAAGCUGCUAGAAGCAGCCUCAGAGCAUGCAGCACUGCUGGUGGAUCGCUGCCAGUCUCUUGCAAACCAGCAGGCAGAGAGUGCGGGGCUAGAGAGACAGGGAGGAGGCGGGGAGAAGGGGUUCCAAGGGACGGUUUCUCGGAGGGCGAAUCGAGGGCAGCCGGGGGCGAAUAGAGGACAGCAGCAGGGGAUGACGUCGCUGUUCAGUCUGAUAGAGAGCGCUGAGUUGCUUUGUGGGUGCGUCGUCCCCGCCGCUGCUCCUGCUGCUGCUCCUGACGCUGCUGCUCGUCACGCUUCUGCUGAAGCAGAUUCAAUGCGGGAAGCUGUUGAGCUGUCUGCUGCAGUGUUGCUGCCCGGGGCGGUGACGGCAGCAGCAGCAUUUCGCGACCGAGCUGCAGCACAUGGGGUGCGGCUAUGUGCAGCAGGAACGGUGGCAGCAGUGGCAGGUAAGGGUGUGGCAGGCAAGGGUGUGGCAGGGGGAGCAGCAGGAGCUGUGGAUGUUGCUCAGGAUGGAGUGGCGCUGGUUGCAGCUGCUGCAGAAACAGUCCAAGGGCUGCUGAAGCCACGUCUGAGGCGGAAGGAGCGGCAGGAGGAAGAGCAGGAGCAGACGCAGGAGAAGCAGCAGGAGAAACAGCAGGGCGAGCAGGAGCAUGAGCAGGAGCAGGGGCAGGAACAGGAGCAGGAGCAGAAGAAGCAGCAGCAGGAGAUGCUGUUUCCUGCUCAGAGGCAUUGGGUUUCCAACCUCCUGCUCUCGGGAUGGCUGUUGCUGCAACGCCAUACUGCCGCUGCUGUAGAGGCUGCAGCAAUCGUGGAGAGUCUGGGCACUGACUGUAUUGGAGGCUGCAGUAAAGAGAUGGCAGCCUCUCUGCAGCCUCUGCAGCAGAGUGCGUCCGCUGUUAUCUCUACCUUCCACUGCAGGCUUUCUUUCCUCCGCACCCUGGUGGAAGCCUACAGGAAGUUUCUGAAUGCAGCUGCAGGGUAUAGUGGAAGGCAGGGGGGAAAGGGGAGAGUAGGAGAGGAGGGUAUGCGAGAGGAGGGGAGUGGGGGAGAGAAGGGGUCACGAGACGGAUCGGGGAUGAGGGCUGAUUGGUUAGAGGGGAGUGUGAGGGUGAGGGAGUGUGAGGAGGUGUGUGAGAAGUUGAUCAGAACAAUCAACGCAAUGCAGGGGUGGUUUGAGCCGGGUCAACAGAAGGAAUGUUCCUCUGUGAGGGAGCGGGGAGAGAAGCAAGCUUGUGGGCAAAUGCGUCAAAAACAGAUGCUCGUUUCCCUGGGAUUCUCAGGGCUCGUGGCAGUGGCAGGCAUAUUGAGAGAGAUUGUGACUGCGAGGAGUUCUGAGGAGCGGAAAGAUGAGGGUGAUGGGGUUGGCAGAUGGGAGGGGCGAGAGGAUUCAGGGACGAAAGGAGAGCGAGCAGCGGGUAGGGCAAGGAGAGGAGGCAGGCGGAGUGGGUUGGGAGGAGAUGGGGGAGGGGUGGCGGGUGAAUCGGGCAAGAGGCGGAUGGAGGGAAGGGUUGAAGGGAAAGGGAUGAGGGGAAGGAGGGAAGGUUCGCAUGGGGGUGUGAGUGUGGCAGGAGAGAAUGGGGGAAGCGAAGAGAAGGAUGGUUCAGGGAAAGGGGAGGAGGAGGCAGGGCGUGUGGUUUCUGAGGUUCUUGUGACAGAAACGAGUGUGCUUGUAAGAGGGGCAGAGAGUCUGCUGGAUGAAGUGAGAGAUGGGGUGGGUAGGUUGAUAAUAGGAGGAAGUGAUUAUAACAAAAGUUUUGAGAACUCUCAAAAGGGAGUCCGCCAAUCCGGCCGAGAUUUUGUUGCCGGGCAGGGUUCUGCCGCCCAGAUUACCCUGAGCCUUGUGGCGGCUUCUGUCCGGCAUUUUUGUCUUGUAGCAAGGGAGGGCGGUAGCAGGGAGGACGACAACAGUUUGAGCAGAGAGAUGGGUGGUGUGCGGUGGGGAGGGAAGCUUCUGAGAAAGGCAGGGAGGAACUGUGCUGCUGUGGUUGGUGCAGCUGCUGUGCUUGCAGGUAAGGUGGUUGGGGAAGAGUGGGGUGAAGCCUCGGUGGGGGGAGAGGGAAAGGGAAGAGUGGGAGGAGGAGAGGGGAGAGUGAGAGGAGAGGGGAGAAGGGAGGGGGAGGAGGAGGAGGAGCGAGAGGAUGGGGUGCGAGCAGCAGCAGCUGCUCUGGUGUUUGCAGCAGAGAGGCACUUGAGGCUGUUAAAGGCCCUUGAGAGGAAUCGUGGGGAGCAGCAGCAGGAGAAGCAGGAACAUUCGGGACCAGAUGCGGUCUUGUCCACGGGCGAAAGCAGGGAAGAAGGCAGGGAACCGAGGACGGGAAUCAGGGAAGCUGGUCUCUCAGGUGACAUGGCAGGACAAGCAGACCGGAGACAUGUGCAGGACAGGGUUGUGUGGGACAGCAGCAGGAGCAGUGGUGUGAGACGAGAGCAAGGGGCUACUGCAGCUGCUGCUGUUUCAGGCCAGGCACUGCACUUGGCUCGUGACAUUGAGAUGCUGGUGCUGCCUGGCUGCUUGCCUCCUGAUGGCCACGUGGUCCUGCUCAGAGCAGGAGGGGCCGGUCAGGGAAGGGCAAGAAGGGGGCUGUUGCUUGGCAGAAUAGUUUUCCGGGCAGCACAAUUCGGGCAGAUGUUGCUGUUGGAUAGGCCAGCAGCGGCAGCGAGGCAACUAGCGCGAGACUUUCUGAUGCAGGCUGAACUGCAGACCCAAGAGUGGGCGGAUGGGAGUGGGAUUACCGCUGCUGAUCCUGGUCUUGCUGAGGGGAGUAUGGUUACCACUGGCCAUGGUGGGGUUACCACUGGCCAUGGUGGGGUUACCACUGACAGCGAUCCUGCUUGCUCUGAGCCUGAGGAUAGACCCAAGGGUGAGGUGGAUAGUGCAGGGUGGCAGUUGGCCACUGGUGUGCUGAGUCAGCGCGCUGCUCUGGCUGACCUGGUGGCUGCGCAUGCUGACUCGUGUGUCCGGUUUGCUGAGUCAGCAGCAGUUGGGUCGUCUGGUAAUGCCUCGCACGACCUGCUAUUGCAGGCAGAGGGGUUGGUGGUAGAAGCUUCCAGGCAGCUUCGAAUGCUGUGGCAGGCAAAGAAGCAGAGACGCAGCAGCAGCAGCAGGAAGCACAAGGGAUGGCAGGGCGAGUAUUCAGCUGAAAGCAGCUGCGAUCAUGGUGAUUCUGAGUCUGUAGAUUAUGGUGGUAUCAGUGGUACGGAUUGUUCAAGUCAUGGUGCAGCAGAGUCAGGUGGUGAUGACCUCCCAUUGCUGGCAGCUCUCGUUGAACAGGCGCAGUCCCACCUCUCACUGCUGCUCCGAGCCACACAAGGCAGGAAGGCUGUAUCUGGGGGAGGUGCAUGUGACUGUGUACCAGAGUCACGGGCAGGGGAGCUGCCGUGCAGAGUGGAAAGGUCCUCUAUCCGCCGCUCUGCUCUGCUUCUGCUUUCCUUAUCGUCACCAUCGUCCAACAAACCUUCCUUCUCCUCCCCCACCACCAGCCACUUGGUCGUGUCAGCAGCAGGAACUGCAGCCAGGCUUGUGGCCUCCUCAUCCCUCCUCGCAGCUCUCCUGGAAUCGCUGCUGCUUGCUGCACCUGCUGAUACCAUAUCUGCUCUUGAUGCUGCUUCCUACCACCCUGCCCCAGUCACACCCGCCCUGCUUCUACUGCCCCCCGCGCUGACCUCUCGCCUGCAGCAGCUAGAAGCGGCUAUGGCCCUGCUAGUCCCUGCACAGGAGCUUGUGCGUAUGAGCAGUUCUGAGCCCUCUCAAAUCCUGCUGAUCCCCACACAACAAGCACUCGGUGUGCAGAGCAGAGAGGGCAGUGACACCGCCGUCACAGCAGCAAGCAGUCUAUGUGUGCUGUGGCUGCACCUGUGCUCCCAGGCCCUCCCUCUCCUGUCCGAUAUCCGCACUCGGCUGAGUCAGCUCUAUGUGCUUCCCCAUGCCCAUGACAGGGGGCUUGCUCAUGCCCACUCUGCCACUGAAGCAGCAGCCACGCCUAUCCCUUUGCCGAGCCCCUUACAACCCCAUCUGCCUUUAGCAGCAACAGCAGCUGUUCCUGUGGUGUCUGCGCUGCUGCUGAGAUGCCUAUUGAGGCUUGAAGAUGCAGUGGCAGCGGUGUGGAGGGAUACUGAUGGGGGGAAGAAGGGGAAAGGGGGGAGCAGGGAGAAGAGGAGGGGCGGCAGGGGCGGCAGAGGGAACAAAGGAAGCGGCAAGGGUGGUGACGGGUUGGGAUUGGAAGGGGAAGAGGAGCUUUCCUGUGGAUGGGUGUAUGUUUGUGAUAGUGAUGGUGUUGCUGCUGCUACUGGCAAUGCUGGUUCCCUCUUCCCUCCUCCCCCUCUUGCAUCUGCAGCAGAAUCAGCAGCAGCAGAGGUCACACUCCUGUCCAUGCUCAAUCACCACAUAUCCUUCCCACCAUCAUCCCCUUUAUCCGACCUUGAUAUACUUGGACAAGGUAGAGAACGGGAGGAAAGGGUGGAAGGAGGGGAUAGUCAGGGAGGGAAGGGAGGAGGAGGGGAGCAGAGGGAACGAGGGGAAGAGGGAGAGCAAGGGAAGGGUCCUCUUCUGGAUGAGAGGUCUCUGCCUGCUCUCUUUGGCGAUCUCU
Messenger RNA from Closterium sp. Naga37s-1, 8920 nucleotides. NCBI's taxonomy places the organism in Eukaryota, Viridiplantae, Streptophyta, Zygnematophyceae, Desmidiales, Closteriaceae. The record is from the annotation of a GenBank genome assembly.